CAGGGCGAGCUCCAGUCCCCCGCCCGCGCUCGUGCCAGGUCUCCGCGUGAGUCUCUGGCGUCCUGCCCCAGCCGGGCCAGCUCGGGACGCCCGGUGGAUCCGGGGGCUCUUAGGGGCCUUGCGAACCCGGCGGGCCGAGGCCGUCUGCCCGUGGGCCCGGCCGCUCCUGUUGGCUGCAGAGACAGACCGCGAGAUCGAGGACGUUGGUGUCGUUUCCCUUGACCUUGAGGACCCGGGAAGGUCGUAUGAGCCAUGGCUAUGACAAGUGUCAGGUCGCCCAGCGGUGUUUUAAGAAAGCCAGAUGCCUGGAUUGGGCUCUGCGGAGCGCUACGAGGGACACCUUCACAAAAACACUGUGCUUCCUGGAAUCGAUACUUAUAUUUGUCUAGUACCAAGUUAAAUUCUUCAAAUUAUAAAACAUUUUUCCAUAACAUUUUCUCACUGAGACUCUCAGGGCUUUUAACAUCUCAAGAAUAUAUUUUCCCAUUUUCCAUAAGACUCAAAAGUAAUGUAAGCUCUAAAAAAUCCACUACAAAGACUCUGCAACAAGUGGAGGAUGAAGGGGACUCUGAUGAAGAGAGUGAGCGUCAUGAGAUGAGUGAGCAGGAAGAGGAGCCAGAGGACGACCCCACUGCGGUCAGAGACUAUAAAGACCUGGACAAAGUAGUGCAGUCCUUCCGAUACGAUGUUAUCCUGAAGACGGGCCUAGAUAUCGGAAGAAACAAAGUGGAAGAUGCAUUCUACAAAGGUGAACUCAGGCUGAACGGGGAAAAAUUAUGGAAGAAAAGUAGAACGGUGAAAGUGGGAGAUACAUUGGAUCUUCUAAUUGGAGAGGAUAGAGAAGCAGAAACAGAGACAGUGAUGCGGAUUCUCCUGAAAAAAGUGUUUGAAGAGAAGACCAGCAGUGAGAAAUACAGAGUGGUGUUACGGCGGUGGAAAAAGUUAAAAUUGCCUAAAAAGAGUACGCUCAAAUAAAUGGAUUGCUUUUUAGCGAUAAAGCUGCGUUCUAGUGGUGGGGAAGGGGCCAGGUUAAAAAGAGGACGUUUUUAUUAAAAUAAAGUUCUCCUACCAUUAAAAAAA
Molecule: messenger RNA, 1080 nt
Organism: Balaenoptera ricei (Rice's whale)
Lineage: Eukaryota; Metazoa; Chordata; Mammalia; Artiodactyla; Balaenopteridae
Product: mitochondrial transcription rescue factor 1-like
Exons: 1
Coding region: 253-975 (240 amino acids)
Source: RefSeq, a predicted model, not a curated record